Molecule: messenger RNA, 3416 nt
Organism: Cucumis melo (muskmelon)
Lineage: Eukaryota; Viridiplantae; Streptophyta; Magnoliopsida; Cucurbitales; Cucurbitaceae
Product: pentatricopeptide repeat-containing protein At4g39530
Exons: 2
Coding region: 656-3193 (845 amino acids)
Biological process (GO): RNA modification
Molecular function (GO): RNA binding; protein binding
Source: RefSeq, a predicted model, not a curated record
AGUGCCAGUGAUUUGUUGACACGUGUCGUUAUCGUGACGUCAUGCAAAUAAAUAGGAAAAAGAAAAAGAAUCAAUGUUGAGAGUGGGAUUUGAACCCACGCCCUUUCGGACCAGAACCUUAAUCUGGCGCCUUAGACCAACUCGGCCAUCUCAACCUUGAUAUUCUUCCAACAGCUUGAAGGAAUUUGAAUAAGUUUUCAGGUUUAGGAAUUUAAUUCAAAGUAUUUCCAGCCAACAAUCUCCCACUCCCUCCAAAUUUUCAAUUGAAGAAACUCCGAUCAUAAAAUAUUACUCUUUUACUUCCGCUGACGGUGCCGGCGAACAGGCUCAAGUCGUUGAAAUUGGGGAAGGGACAGAGUUUAGUCGAAAACUAAGUCCAAUGGAUUCACCCAAGCACUUAAUCUCCAAUUCGUGGACUCGGUUAUUGAAGCUUGGAUAAUAGGUUUCUCUGUUGUUCUGCUUAAAAAAUAGUCGCUAUUAAGCUUUUAUGUAUGAGGUAGAUGGCUGCAAUUUACUAGCUUCUCUUCGUCUAAAAGUUUUAAAUUAUAUAUUUGAUGAGGUAAUGGUGUGGAGGAAGAGAGAGUUGUUGGAAUUUAUUUGAGUGGCCGAAAUACAUUUCUGUAAAUGUUCAUGAGUUGCCAAAUUUAUACCAAGUAUGAGAUGCCAUUUUUUCCUCAAUAUGUAUUGGGCCUAUCUUCCAACUACCAAUACGAGAAGUUGCAAAUUCUUUAGUUCUAUUUCGCCAAAUGUUCAACCAAUUCUUCCUUCUUUCUCUUCUCAAAAUGUGAAAGUGAAAGGGAAGGCACUUGCCAAUCUGUUGCUUGCACCAGUUUCAAACAAAUCAAUUUUGUACUACAGGAAGGUUCAUUGUCAAGUUAUCUUGUGGGGAUUACAACAUGAUGUGUUUUUAUCAAACCUUCUCCUGCAUUCGUAUUUCAAAAUUGGGAGUGUUUUUGAUGCAGGAACAUUGUUUGAUAAAAUGCCUAAUAGGAACCUAGUAUCUUGGUCUUCCGUGGUUUCUAUGUAUACCCAAUUAAGGUAUAAUGAAAAAGCAUUGCUUUAUUUCUUGGAUUUCCAGAGGACCUGUGAUGAUAAACCGAAUGAGUAUAUUUUAGCUAGCAUUAUCAGAGCUUGUGUUCAACGUGAUGGUGGUGAACCUGGUUCCCAAGUCCAUAGUUACGUUACUAAAGCAGGUUUUGACGAGGAUGUUUAUGUGGGAACCUCUUUGGUGGACUUGUAUGCGAAACAUGGUGAGAUAGAUAAAGCAAGAUUGGUAUUUGAUGGUUUAGUAUUCAAAACUCCUGUCACUUGGACUGCUAUUAUUACGGGGUACACGAAAAGUGGAAGGAGUGAGGUUUCAUUGCAAUUGUUUAACUUAAUGAUUGAAAGUAAUGUUAUACCUGAUAAAUAUGUGCUCUCGAGCAUUCUAAAUGCAUGUUCUGUGCUUGGUUAUCUGAAAGGUGGUAAGCAAAUUCAUGCUUAUGUUCUGAGGAGAGAAACAAAGAUGGAUGUGUCGACAUAUAACGUUCUUAUAGACUUCUACACAAAAUGCGGUAGAGUAAAAUCUGGGAAAGCGCUUUUUGAUAGAAUGGAUGUUAAGAAUAUUAUUUCUUGGACUACCAUGAUUGCUGGGUACAUGCAAAAUUCAUAUGAUUGGGAAGCUGUGGAACUAGUUGGUGAAAUGUUCAGAAUGGGAUGGAAGCCUGAUGAAUAUGCUUGCUCAAGCGUUCUUACUUCAUGCGGUUCACUUGAUGCAUUACAGCAUGGAAGACAAAUACAUUCUUACACUAUCAAGGUUUGUCUUGAACAUGAUAACUUUGUGACAAAUGCUCUAAUUGACAUGUAUUCCAAAUGUAAUUCGUUGGAUGAUGCAAAACGAGUCUUUGACGUCGUGACUUGUCCCAGUGUGGUUUAUUACAAUGCAAUGAUUGAAGGAUAUUCAAGACAAGAGUACUUGUGUGGAGCAUUGGAAGUUUUCCAAGAGAUGAGGCUAAAAGAUGUUUCACCAAGCUUCUUAACAUUUGUAAGCCUUCUAGGUUUGUCAGCUGCAUUAUUAUGCUUGCAACUGAGCAAGCAAAUCCAUGGUCUUACCAUCAAAUAUGGAUUCUCUUUAGAUAAGUUCACUAGCAGUGCUCUUAUAGAUGUUUAUUCAAAAUGUUCAUGCAUUAGAGAUGCACGAUAUGUGUUUGAAGGGACAACUAAUAAAGAUAUAGUUGUUUGGAAUGCACUGUUUUCUGGAUAUAACCUACAAUUGAAAAGCGAGGAGGCUUUCAAACUAUACUCAGAUUUACAACUCUCAAGAGAAAGGCCAAAUGAGUUCACUUUUGCAGCUUUGAUUACAGCAGCCAGCAUUUUGGCAAGUCUCCAACACGGUCAACAGUUCCAUAAUCAAGUUAUGAAGAUGGGACUAGAAUCAGACCCUUUCAUCACGAAUGCCCUUGUGGAUAUGUAUGCCAAGUGUGGGAGUGUCGAAGAGGCUGAAAAAAUCUUUUCAUCGUCAGUAUUGAAAGAUACUGCAUGCUGGAACUCCAUGAUUUCAAUGUAUGCACAACAUGGAAAAGUAGAAGAAGCUCUUAGAAUGUUUGAAAUAAUGGUGAGCAAUGACAUAAAUCCCAAUUAUGUCACUUUUGUGAGUGUGCUAUCAGCUUGUAGUCAUGUGGGAUUUGUUGAAGAUGGACUUCAACAUUUCAAUUCAAUGGCCAGAUAUGGAAUUGAACCAGGAAUAGAACACUAUGCAUCAGUUGUUACUCUUUUAGGUCGGGCUGGGCAGUUAACUGAAGCUCUAGAAUUCAUUGAGAAGAUGACAAUAAAACCAGCAGCAUUAGUAUGGAGGAGCUUGCUUAGUGCAUGUAGAGUUUUCGGCAAUGUCGAGUUAGCGAAACAUGCAGCGGAGAUGGCAAUUUCAAUUGACCCCAUGGACAGUGGAUCAUAUGUUAUGCUUUCAAACAUUUUUGCAUCUAAAGGAAUGUGGGGAGAUGUUAAAAGGCUGAGGUUUAAAAUGGAUGUUAAUGGUGUAGUUAAAGAACCUGGACAAAGCUGGAUCGAGAUCAAUGGUGAAGUUCAUACAUUUGUUUCCAGAGAUAAAGUCCAUGAUGAGACUGAUUUAAUUUAUCUAGCUUUGGAUGAACUAACUAUGCAGAUGAAAGAUGCUGGGUCUGUACCUGAUACCACAAUUCUUGAAAUGAUUGAUUGAGAUAUGAAAUUGCAGCAACACUCUGUUCUUCUUUUCUUUUUUAUAUACUAACUAGCUUAAAAAUUCCGUUGCCAUAGAUUGAAUCUAUGACCAUGUAAAGAGAAUUGUUACUAAAAUUGAUAGUUUAAGGCUUCCCUUCAUACCAUUUACUUCUACUUUGUGUUGAUAGUUUACAAAACAUGUACUAUCCUAAACAUUAUGUGAGUCAAUAUUUACAUCAUUU